GCUACUGAUUUAGUGCUAGAGCAACUGGGAUCCGCUCGCUUGAUAACGAUGACCGGGUAUUUCUAUGCUACAGCGGUGGUCGUGAGCACCCUACGGCGAGAGGUGCUGGCUCAUGUUUGAUUCCGCAGCUCUAACUGGAGCUGUAACCGAUCGUUUUCUCCCUCACUGCGCGUGGUAUGCUGAACGUCUGAAUUUGAACUGGUUAUUUUUUUCCCGCAUUGUUGUCUAAUUGAUUUAAAUGCUUUAGCCUGCCGCUUAAUUAGGCUCAGUUUCUGUAUGUACUUAGAUCCUUCAACAAUGGGUUGUUGCAAAAAUAUGGGCUAAGGUACCAUGAUUUCCUACCGCUUAAUUUCAUGUCAAGUAUUUUUCCUCCUUAAUUUGGUUUGAUUUUUAGUUACUACUGUCAAUAAGAAAUUUUAAAGAGAGUGACACAUCUGCUUAAGCUUUUAUAUCUGAGUAGUGCAAUGCAAUGGUGUGAGCUAUCCCAAGUUUUGCAAAUAACCAAUACAAGUACAUUGAACUCUGUCCAUUGGGCGCUAAGAGGAGAUACCUCCUUAUCUGUUUAGUAACGCUCUUCUUUCUUCGUGGCUUAUGGUAACAUAAGUAUUUUCAUAUUUCCGUUUGUAUUAGUUCCAUGUAUUUCAAAUGAUUAAUUUAUGCAGUGUGUGUUCCGUUUUCCGAACUUUUACUAACGUGGCAGCAUAGAUGUUUGUUUGUUUCUCUCUUCAGGUAUGCAACGCUAUCCUGGACCAUACACUAUGAUGCGUCCAGUCUUUCCUCCACGCCCCAUGCCUCCAGUUGGUGUUAUGCCAAUUCAACGGCCACCCCUUAUGCCUGGGAUCCGUGGUGCUCCUCCUAUGGUAGCCCCUCCUGUCAGACCGCCUGCUCCAGCUGUUACACCUCUUGACAAACCACCAACUGCAGUUUAUGUUGGGAAGAUUGCCCCAACAGUGGACAAUGAUUUCAUUCUUUCACUUCUUCGGAUUUGUGGACCUGUCAAGAGUUGGAAGCGGACCCAAAAUCCAAGUAAUGGGAAACCCGUAGCAUUUGGCUUUUGUGAGUUUGAGUCUGCUGAAGGCAUACUUCGUGCUACUCGGUUGCUCAACAAAUUGAGCAUUGAUGGACAAGAACUCGUGGUUAAUAUUAAUGAUGCCACCAAAGAGUACCUGAAAAAACAUGUUGAAGGAAAAAAGAAGGCACAGGAGAAUGCCAAAGAAAAGGAAGAUGGAGGCGGGGAUGGAACUUCUGCUGCUGCUGAAAAUGAAUCAUUGAAGCUUGAUUCUGAUAAAACAGAUGAAACAGAAGAUGUUGGAGAUAAGGAUGAUCAAGAAAAUACUAAGAAAUUUGGGAUUGUUACAAAUGAAGAUUCUGAGGCGGAUAAGGAGGCUGCAGAACAAAUAAAUAGUAUGAUUGAAGAGUGGUUAAAGACUCGACCGCCGCCGCCGCCACCACCACCGCCGCCAGUUCAACCACUUGCUGAAAUCUCAUCCAAACAUAAUAAUGGAGAGUCUGGUGUAGACAUGACAAACACUGAUUCUGAAGACAAGAAUAAUGAUGACAUGGACAAAAGGACAUCUAAUGAAACUGAAAAAGCAGAAACUGGCUCGCCUGAUAGGAGGAAGGAUAGAGAACAUGAUAAGGACAAGCGAGAAAAAGAUAUUCAAAGAUAUGAGCGUGAGCGUGAGCGAGAAAGAGUCAGGAGAGAUAGAGACAAGGAACACAAGCAUAAAGAAGUGGAAAGGCUGUACAAAGAUCAUGUUAAGGAGUGGGAAUCCAGGGAAAAAGAGAAGGAAUAUCAAAGGCAAUAUGAGAAGGACCGCGAGAAGGAAAAAGAACGUGAACGUAGAAGGGAGAUCAUGAAGCAGGAAGAGGAUAGUGACGAAGAGGAUUCAAGGAAAAGAAGACGCAAGGGUAGUAGCACAUUUGAAGAGAGGAAAAGGAGGAGGCAACGUGAAAAACAAGAAGACUUGGCAGACAAAUUGAAAGAGGAAGAGGAAAUUGCUGAGGCAAGGAGGCGUGCUAUAGAGCUGCAACAGCAAGCAGAUGAAGCAGCUGCGGCGGCUGCGGCAGCCGCAGCAGAGUCUGCUACACUUAUGGAGGUUGAUGGUGAUGAUGAAAAGGAAAGUAAUGUGCAAAACAAGCCGAUUAAUUCAGAUGAUGAUAACAUUACCGGCUUUGCAAAUGGUGGUUAUGCAGAUGAUGGCACUCACAAGGACAAUAAUGGUGAUGAAGCAAGUACGAUACAAGGUCAAAUUCUAGAUAUCAAUCAAAAUAGCAAUGCACCAGCAAAGAAGCUGGGUUUUGGUUUGAUUGGCUCUGGAAAACGAACAUCUGUUCCAUCAGUUUUUGCUGAGGAUGAUGAUGAGGAUAAUAAGGAUAAAAAGAUAAGACCUUUAGUACCUAUCGAUUACUCCACUGAGGAAUUACAAGCUGUGGAGACAGAUUCUUCUGCUGGCCAACAGAAUAUUGUAGCAGCUGCUGAGUUUGCCAAGCGCAUCUUGGUAUCUAAUCAGAAGGAAGAGAAGCUUGAAAGUGAGAAGGAUAGGAGCAGGAGAUCCACUGAUAGGUUGAGCCAAAGGGAUAAAAGUCGAAAUGAGGAAGAUGGUGCUCGCAUCAGUGAUGAGAGAAGAGAAAAGAUGCAGGAUCGAGACAAAGAUAGGCAAGAUAAGCCCAAGUCAGAGAACAAGAAAAUUGUGGAUGCAAAACAACUGAUUGAUAUGAUUCCGAGGACAAAGGAAGAGCUUUUUUCCUAUGAUAUUAAUUGGUCAAUAUAUGAGAAGCAUGAGUUGCAUGAUAGAAUGAGGCCUUGGAUCUCAAAAAAGAUAGUUGAAUUUCUUGGUGAGGAGGAAUCAACUUUGGUGGAAUAUAUAGUCUCGUGCACCAAAGAUCAUGUGCAUGCGUCGAAAAUGCUGGAGCUCCUACAGUCAAUUUUGGAUGUUGAGGCUGAAAUGUUUGUCCUUAAGAUGUGGAGGAUGCUAAUAUUUGAAAUCAAGAAAGUUGAAGCAGGACUAUCAGGAAGAGGGAAGGCUUGAAGUUAUUUUUUUCAGGGAGGAAGGUAAGGCUUGAAGUUGAGGCAAUGAUCUUGUACAACAUUCUCUGUUUUUUUGUCAGCAACUGUGUUCUCACUUGUAGACUUCUGAGACAGCCUCCGAAAACAUUUGAGUGAGAUCAAGUUAGUGGUUCCCUAUAUGUUCUGAUGCCUAUUGUAGAAAUGUAUACAUGAACAGGUGAUACAAUAACAUUUGAUCUAAAGUUGUUGCAUGCUUGCGCA
Molecule: messenger RNA, 3271 nt
Organism: Lolium rigidum
Lineage: Eukaryota; Viridiplantae; Streptophyta; Magnoliopsida; Poales; Poaceae
Product: RNA-binding protein 25-like
Exons: 7
Coding region: 732-3032 (766 amino acids)
Biological process (GO): mRNA processing
Molecular function (GO): RNA binding
Source: RefSeq, a predicted model, not a curated record